Hermetia illucens (black soldier fly) is the source of this 2866-nucleotide messenger RNA. It is a transcript of the gene Eaat1, whose product is annotated as excitatory amino acid transporter 1. NCBI's taxonomy places the organism in Eukaryota, Metazoa, Arthropoda, Insecta, Diptera, Stratiomyidae. Gene Ontology annotation, cellular component: plasma membrane. Bases 976 to 2403 code for a protein of 475 amino acids. Gene Ontology annotation, biological process: L-glutamate transmembrane transport. The record is from RefSeq and is a predicted model, not a curated record. The transcript is spliced from 14 exons. Gene Ontology annotation, molecular function: neutral L-amino acid transmembrane transporter activity; L-glutamate transmembrane transporter activity; glutamate:sodium symporter activity.
UAUCUAAAACGCUUGGAUUGAUGUUGCUAGUCUGAGUAUCUCGCAAAUUAUUUUUGGUGCUAUGUGACAUAUAUUCAACAAUUUUUGUUAGGCCAAAACGUUUUUUUAGUACACAACGAGUCUUGAUUGAGAUAGGUUCGUGAUUUGUAACAUUUUCAAGCGACACACAGUCUCCUGGUAACGUUUUGUUCAAGUAGAACGGAUUAGGGUAGUCCUUAGUUCGCCCAGAGUGGGACACUUCAGUUGGUGCAUGAUAGUAGCUGGGCAAUUUGUAUUUGAAUCUGGGCUGAUAGUAUCAGUCUCACGGUCCCUAAAUUAUCCGAUUGUUUAGGAAUCGAAAAUGUGUAAAUUGUAGGAGGAUAGUACCCUUGCUCCAGUGGAAAAGGUGUAGUGACAAUAACUCAAUUGAAUUAGAGAUUGGAUAACACAAGCCAUCGUUUAGUGAAUGACCAAAUUGGAAUUUUGAAUUCUUCGCGCCCGAAGUUCGAGUGUGUCGUAAAUAUUUGUGAAAGUAUUUUUAUCUGUAAAUAUUUUGUGAGAAGGCAGAGGUUCGUGAUUCAAACAGAAUAAUUUGGAAUUGUUGUCAGUUGCCCCAGUACAACAUUUGAUGUAUCACAAAAUUUAACUCUAAAUAAGCACAUCUGGGAUAAAUAAAGUUAGCAAGGUGUCGCUUUGUGUUUAUCAACAUUGUGGUUUGGAGCAUUGUGACUAAAGUCAGUUACUUCGACUUGGUGUAAGCGCGGUUACUUCCAUUAGAUUUCGCAGUCUAAUUCUGAGGGUGUGAUUUCGCAGUCUAAUUCUGAGGGUGUGAUAACGGAAUUCAUGCGGAUAUACUAAAACCUUACCCGCCUUCACAUCUCCAGUACGGAUUAGCCUUAGGAUUACAAUUUCUUAGUUUCUAACUUUAGUUCUAGUUUUUGACGACGAAAAUAAAAUUAGCUAAAUUUCUAAAGGCUUUACCUAAAAGUAGACACAAUGAGCCGUCCAAAAAAUAGGCUGAAAGGUUUUAUGGGCGAAAACCUGUUAACCCUGCUAACGGUUAUCGGUGUUGUAUGCGGUACUAUUACAGGACUUCUAAUAAAAAAUAACACAGGGGCAUGGACUCCUCGCGAAAUCAUGUACAUUUCAUACCCUGGUGAUCUCUUCUUAAGUAUGUUAAAAUGUCUAAUUGUGCCGUUGCUGGUAUCGUCGAUUGUAAGUGCGAUAGGAUCUUUGGAUUUAAGUAUGUCGGGCAAAAUUGCUAUGAGGGCCUGCAUUUACUACAUGUUGACAACAAUUUUCGCCGUGAUUUUGGGUAUCAUUUUAGUAACAACGAUACGACCAGGCGAAAGUGCAAAACUUGCGGAACCCACCAAGACAGUGGGUACCACAAAGCAAGUACUGACGCAGGAUACACUUAUGGACUUGAUACGGAAUCUUUUCCCAUCAAAUAUUGUCCAAGCUGCAAUGUUCCAAUAUCGUACUGAAUUGAUCAAACCAGCGAAUUCAUCAGAUGAUCUUCCUCUGGAAGAAUAUGAAAUGAAAGGAACCAUGCACGCUACAACGAAUGUGUUAGGCUUGGUAAUGUUUAGUAUUGCCUUAGGAGUAACUAUUGGAAAGCUUAGAGAAAAGGGACAACCUUUACAAGAUUUUUUCGUCACACUAAGUGAAGCAAUGAUGAUUAUUACAUCUUGGGUUAUUUGGAUAAGUCCUCUGGGCGUAUAUUUCCUUGUCACUGCAAAGCUGAUUGAGAUGGAAUCGUUGGCUGUUGUGGUGUCCCAACUUGGAUUCUAUUUCAUGACGGUCAUGUUGGGACUUAUCAUUCAUGGUUUGGGUACGAUUCCCAUGAUGUUCUUCGUUGCAACACGGCAAUUCCCAUACAAAUACAUUGGAAAGAUGACCCAAGUCAUUGCCACUGCUUUUGGAACGGGAUCAAGUUCAGCAACAAUGCCAAUAACAAUCAAUUGUCUGGAUUCAAUGGGAAUGGAUCCACGAGUUACUCGUUUCGUAAUUCCGGUCGGUGCUACAAUUAACAUGGACGGAACUGCCUUGUAUGAAGCUGUCGCCGCUUUGUUCAUCGCUCAGUUUAGAGGAGUCUCAUAUUCAUUCGGAACAAUCGUAGCUGUGAGUAUAACCGCUACAGCGGCUUCUAUUGGUGCAGCAGGCAUUCCGCAAGCCGGACUUGUUACCAUGGUGAUGGUGUUGGAUACAGUGGGACUCCCAUCCUCUGAUAUCACGCUGAUCGUUGCAGUCGAUUGGUUAUUGGAUCGAUUCCGCACAACAAUCAACGUAGUCUGCGAUGCUUUCGGCACAAUUCUGGUUAACAAAUUGUCGCAAAAUGAUUUGAACCGGUUGGACAAAGAACAUGGCGAACCUCACGAACUCGUAGAACUCAAUUCAGGCGAUCGAGAAUUCAAGGAAUAAAUAAUGAUGUAUUCGUAACAAAAUCCAUAUGUUUAGUUCUUUGGAACUUGUGUAUAUACUUAAUAGUAUAAGGAUCUGUUUUCGUAAAAAAUAUUCCACUUUCGUAAGAAUGCGAAUUAAACCUUCGACAUGACUUGGCAAAUAUAAUUUAAAAUAAGCAAAUACUGUUUGAAAGUUACUUUCUAAGGAAGUUCAAUGUGAAACGUACAAUUCGGACAAUGACCAAUACAUUUAUAGAGCCAAUUAUAUGGAAGACAGUUGUUCAGUAGAGUAUUUCCCAUUCGUUGCUUUCUGUAUAUACCGAUAUGUGUACCGAUAAUUAAGGACACCACAUGUAGAAUAAUGUAUUUUUUUUGUAAUUGGCAUAUAUGUUACUAUUAAAUUGUUUUUAGAGUAUAAUAUAUAAAUGUGUUCAUUCUAUUUAUUUGAAAUAGAAUAAAAUAUGGAAAGAGAUCUGCUUGGA